Messenger RNA from Oncorhynchus nerka (sockeye salmon), 3002 nucleotides. RefSeq lists its product as uncharacterized. The transcript has 4 exons. NCBI's taxonomy places the organism in Eukaryota, Metazoa, Chordata, Actinopteri, Salmoniformes, Salmonidae. The record is from RefSeq and is a predicted model, not a curated record. Bases 81 to 3002 code for a protein of 973 amino acids.
AAAAAAUAGCAUAAGGAAUAUUAUGCUAGUGCUUAUACCAGCCAUUAGUUCUGAUUACUGGGGAGCUUUUGAGGAGCAAAAUGGCAGUGAUGAUUGGAAUCGCUUUCAGAGUUUCUUGGCUUUGUUGCCUGCUAAUUGGCGGGAUAACCUGUUCUACAUCAAGUGAUGGGUAUCCUGCACCAGGUUCUGAUGCAGCAAGGCUCUAUACAGGCCCACUUAGGUCAAAAGGAUAUGGUAAUUACAACUCUCCUACAGCUCAAUUGCAAGCGCAGCUGACCGAAGAGCAACAGAAAAAUCUGGAAGCCAUCCUGCAAAAUCAACUGGCCCCCAUGCCCCAGGCACCUCAGAAAAUGUGGUAUCCAACGCAAAUGCCCCAGCAGGAAAAGCAACCGGCCGCCAUGACCCAACAGCAGACGCUACCGGCCAGUUAUCCUAAGCAGCCUCAAGCAGUGUUGUAUCCAGCUCAAAUGCCCCAGAAGCAACCAGUUACUGAACUUCAGAAUCAGAAGGAACUGGCCUUCAUACCCCAGCUACCUCAGCAAGUGUGGUAUCAAGUUCAAAUUCCUCAGCAGCAAAAGCAACCAGCUACUAGUCCUCAGCAGCAGACGGAACUGACCACCCUGCCCCAGAAGCAACCGGUUCCAAUGCCCAUACCGCAUAAACAACCAACCGCUAUAACCCAGAAAGCAUGUAAUCAAGCUCAAAUGCAGCAAAAGCAACCGGCCACCAUGCACCAGCAAGUGUGGCAUCCAGCUAAGCCCCAGAAGCAAAAGCAACUGGCUACUGAACCUCAGCAGCAGAAGGAACCGGCCUCCACAACCCAGCAACCUCGGCAAGUGUUGCAUCCAGCUCAAAUGCCCCAGAACCAACCAACCGCUGAACCUCAGUGGCAUCCAGCCAAAUUUCCCCAGGAGCAACCAGUGCGUCAACUGCAGAAGGAACUGACCGCCAUUCCACCACAACUGUGGCAAUACGCUCAAAUUCCCCAGCAGCAUAAGCAAUCGGCUGCCAAGCUUCAGCAAGUGUGGCAUCCAGCUAAGCCCCAGAAGCAAAAGCAACUGGCUACUGAACCUCCGCAGCAGAAGGAACCGGCCUCCAUAACCCAGCAACCUCAGCAAGUGUGGUAUCCAGCUAAGCCCCAGAAGCAACUGGCCGCUGAUCCUCAGGAGCAGAUUGAACUGACCGCCAUGCCCCAGCAACCUCAGCAAGUGUGGUAUCCAGCUAAAAUGGUCCAGAAGAAACAAGCAGCUGCAACUCUGCGGCAGAAGGAACUGACCACCAUGCCUCAAGAUUGGCAUCCAGCUCAAUUUCUCCAGCAGCAGAGGCAACCAGCCCUAAUACUUUUACCGCAGAAGGAACUGAACGCCAUACACCAGCAGCCUCAGCAAAUGUGGUAUCCAGCUCAAAUGCCCCAGAAGCGACCAACCGCUGAACCUCAGUGGCAUCCAGCCAAAUUUCCCCAGGAGCAACCAGUCCCUAUGCGUCAACUGCAGAAGGAACUGACCGCCAUUCCACCCCAACUGUGGCAACCCGCUCAAAUUCCCCAGCAGCAUAAGCAACCGGCUGCCAAGCUUCAGCAAGUGUGGCAACAGGCCCCCAUUCCCCAGCAGCCUCACGAUGUUUGGUAUCCAGCUAAAAUGGUCCAGAAGCAACAAGCAGCUGCAACUCGGCGGCAGAAGGAACUGACCGCCAUGCCCCCGCAACAAGCAUGGUAUCCAGCUCAAAAGCCCCAGCUGCAGAAGCAACCGGCCGCUGAACCUAAGCAGCAAAUUGAACCGACCGCCAUUCCCCAGCUACCUCAGCAAGUGUGGCAUCCAAUGCACAUUCCCCAGCAGCAACAGGAACUGGCCACCAUACCCCAGCAAGUGAGGUAUCCAGCUCAAAUGCCCCAGAAGCAUCUGGCCUCCAUGCCUCUACCACAGAAGCAACCGACCGCCAUGCCCCAGCAAGUAUGGCAUCCAGCUCAAAUGCCCCAGCAGCAGAAACAACUGGCCACCAUGCUGCAGAAGCAACCAGCCCCAAUGCUUCAACCGCAGAAGCAACAGGCCACCAUGCCCCCGCAAGUAUGGCAUCCAGCUCAAAUGCCUCGGCAGCAAAAGCAACCAGCUACUGAACCUCAGCAGCAAAUUGAACCGACCGCCAUUUCCCAGCCACCUCAGCAAUUGUGGCAUCCAGAUCAAUUUCUCCAGGAGCAGAAGCAACCAUUCACUAUGCAUCUACCGCAGAAGGAACUGACCGCCAAUCCACCACAACUGUGGCAAGCCGCUCAACUGCCCCAGCAGCAUAAGGAACCCGCUGCCAUGCUUCAGCAAGUGUGGCAUCGGGCACAGAAGCAACCGCCCCCUAUACCCCAGCAGCCUCGUGACGUGUGGUAUCCAGCUAAAAUGGUCCAGAAGCAAGUCGCUGCGGUGACCGCCAUGCCGCAUACGCAUCAGCAAGUAUGGCAUCCAGCUGAAUUUCCCCAGCAGCAGAAGCAACCGGCCUCCAUGCCUCUACCGCAGAAGCAACUGACCGACGUGCCUCAGAAAGAGUGGCAACCAGCUCAAAUACCGCAGAAGCAACCGGCUGCUGAACCGCAGCAUAACGAACCGGCCACCAUACCCCAGCAAGUGGGGUAUCCAGCUCAAAUGUCCCAGCAGCGGAAGCAACACACUGCCAUGCCACAGCACCAACUGACCCCCAUGCCUCAGCAAUUAUGGCAUGUAGCACAAAUGCCCCAGAAGCAACUGGCCCCAAUGUCUCAGCAGAAUCACUACGAAAGCACUGAAGAUGGUGCCUCUAGUAGCACUCAGGCCAGCAUCGUUGAACAGUCGGAUGUCAUCCCAAUCUAUUCCUACAGUUCCAAAUCGCACUACGAGAAUGGCAGGACUGUAUUCUCCCUAACCCGCUACACUCCUAGGGAGGCUAUGCCUGUUGACAGUGGAAAUGCUCCCAAGGACAGUUUUGUUCGUACUGGUGCACCAAGCGUAUAUCCAUCACUAGUGAAGGAUUCUGCAAGGUAA